AUGGGCACUCUCGCCUGCCAUUCUCAGCCUGUGGUGUCGACCGACAACAGCCUCUGCCCCACAUCCCCACGUCCCGAGGAUGGCGAUUACCUCGUCGACGUGCUCCGCUCCAAGACCGGCACGACGGAGACGGAGUUGAUCGAGAAGCUCGUAGCAGAGGCAGCCAAUCUGGGAAUCGACACAGCACAACCCCUGGCCAACGCCGAGAAGAGUGUGACGUCGAGCCUCGACUUCCUCCUCCACUCCUUUUCCUCCGAUGCACAGACCUGCUCGAAUAGCACUGCAUGCACGCUGUCUCAGUGUCCCUCUUCGGCUCCCGACUCCCCCUCCUUGACGGACAUCUCGGGCACGUUAAGUCCUCGUCGCUGGUCCGAGGUCCUCGAUUUCGACGUGUACGAAAAGUAUCUUUCUUACCUAGGCCCCAACAUCACGCAGCCAAAAUAUGCCCGGACCUCAGACCCCGAGGCAGCAGAUACCUUGCGGGUGAAGCGGGGUCCUUUCUCCAAGAAGACAGGGAUUUCGAAUCUCAAGCUUGGCAUCAAGUCCAGGAUCUCCUGGAAGAAGAGGGCGGCGAAUUCCUCCCGCAAAACGACGUCCUGCAUCUGUUGCCGCGAUGAUUUCGACGAGCCCAGCGCCUUGCGCGACCUUCCUUGUGGCCACACCUAUUGCAACGAAUGCCUGAAGAUCAUGAUUGACCAGGCGACCCUAGACGAGACAAAGAUGCCGCCGAGGUGCUGCACUCUGCCGAUACCGAAUGCUGUUUUGAAGAUUGGAGAGAAGUCGGGGUGGAGGCGGUGUCACCGGUGUCGGACGCUCGUCGAGCUCAGCCAGGGGUGUACGCACAUGACGUGCCGGUGCAAGGCGCAGUUCUGCUACAUCUGCGGCGCCGUCUGGGAUCCCUCCGUAGGUUGUCCCAACUUUUGCAACGGCGACGAAGAACUGGAGCGGCGCCAGGCCGAGGAGGCUGCGAGGUUGGCCGAGAGGGAGGCCGAGAAGGAAGCGCGAGAGGCGGCGGCCGCAGCAGAAGCGAUUGAGCAGCAGGACGCGAGGGAACGCACGACAAAUAGCUUAGAGUUUGCGGGGCUCGCCGCGGAGCAGGCGGCGGAGCUGCAGAGGUUCCAGGCCUACGUCAAGAAGCGGCGAGACAUGAUGUGGAACAAACAGUUGCAGAAAAAGCUGGCUUUGAGCGACAAAUUUUCCGACCAGAUGGAGAAGAUGAAAGACCGCCACGCCAAGACGGUGAUGCACCUAGAGGACCGCCAACUGGCGGCGGAGAUGGAGCUACGCGAUAAUCUGGAGCAGAGCGAGAGGAGCAUCCGCAUUCGCCUAAGACACAUGGAAGCCUACUGCGACAAGGUCGGGCAAACCGCCGACUCGGACAUGCCGCCACGGGUGGUGACGGAACGAGAUCUCCGGGAGCUCGGACAGCAAUACAGUUUACGAGAUGGCAUGGAGCGGCUUCACAAGGCGAAAAUCAAUGUCAUGCGCGAUCGCCAGCUUAAGGCCAUGGAAGAACUGGUCGAGCGCCAAGAGGAAGAGUGGCAGAGGCUCCUGAGCAAGAGAGACGAGGAGAUUGAGAACCUGGCGGCGGAGUUUGCCCUCGAGGAGGACGUUCUCGCUCGCGAAUGCUGCCAACGGCAGACCAAGCUGCAAUGGCGAUGGCUGCUCCAGGUAGAAAUUCUCCGUCGCAAGCUCGAAGAGAAGCAUCAGCUCAAGUACGCCUCCGUUCCCAUACCCCGGUGGCCUUCCGAAUGCGCCGCAGCGGCAUCCCGGGAGUAG
This is a messenger RNA of Parascedosporium putredinis, 1779 nucleotides long. NCBI's taxonomy places the organism in Eukaryota, Fungi, Ascomycota, Sordariomycetes, Microascales, Microascaceae. The record is from the annotation of a GenBank genome assembly.